UCGGGUUGAUGACCUCAAAAUCUUAUUGGUUGAUUUUGAUAGGUGGAUGGAUAGAUAGAUAGAUAGAUUGUGUGUUUAGAAAAUGUAUUAGUUCAUAAUAUCACAUCAUGGUCUGACUUCCAUGUUUAUUGUUAUUAUUAUCAACAUCAUCAACACUAUUGCUAUAGAAAGCUUUGCUAAGAGUAACCCACACUGUUACUUUCCAACUGACCAAUGUGCUUUUGAAGUGAUCAUACACAGUUAGCUACAAUUCUGUGCACAAAUACGAAUAACAAUCACACUGUUACUACGCUUUGUAUUUAAAAAAUAAAAAAACUAUGCCACUAUUCAAGAUAAAAAUAGGUGAAAUUAUUUUUGGAAAAGUUAUUCACAAAAUGCUGGUUAGCUAAUGUCUGAUACUAACCAUUUGAAUCACAGCUUAAACUCUACUGCUGAUCAAACUGGACCUGGAUCCACAUUAACAACAACAACAGAACACUCAGAAGUUGAUAGAGAGACUAAAGCAUCAACCAGUAGUGGUCAACGCCCUCAUAUUUCUACGUGGGUGUAUAUUAAAUGGUUUAUAUGGUCAACUAUUACAAGCCUUUUUGGAUGUAGUAUUCCUGUAUUCACAUCACCGUAUGAUACAACUUGGCCAAUUACAUCAGUUCUAAUCGAUCCUAGUGAAAUUAGUACUACAAAUGAUUCAAAUCAAAAUGAAACUAAUAUCAACGGUGACACUGCUAAUGAUGUUGAACAGACUAACACCGAUCACGCCCAUGCAAUACAAUUAACUGAAGUGAACACUUCUCACGUAGCUAACACUUUUACAUCCUAUUCACCAUUAACAAUAAACUGUGAUAUUGAAUCAGGACUACAAAUAGCUGAAACACAAAACAAAAUUCCAUUUGUCACUGAAAAUUAUACCUUGGAAAGUAAUAAAACAGAUGUUGAUUGUCUUGAAAAAAUUGAAGGUGAAUCAUCUAUUUUGAAAAACGGAUAUUUUUAUAGUGCAAAGCAGGCUGUAAAUUACAAUCAUACCACUGCAACAAUCAAUACUGAUUCUACUAGUACUAAUACUGAUUCUCAAGUGAAUCAUUAUUCCGAUCUGUUUCUUUCAAAUUCAGAACAAUUGGACACUACAGAGACUUCUGGUCCUGUAACCUUUACACUAUUAACUUCAUACCAUUGUGAUUCAGUUAAUGGUCUAAUUGAUCAGGAAACUCAUGACAGUUUUGUUAAUGAAUUAAUAAACUCUGUAUUGCCACGUAAUCUAUCAGAUUCCAGUGAAAUAAGCGUACCUGUUGAUCUACGCAAAAUGUAUGCCUGGGGUAAGUCAGCACCUUGUCAGUCUGAAACAGUUGACAGUCAUAUGUCUAAAUGUAAUUCUGAAAUAACACCUUCUUCUUUACCAGAUGAUGCUAGUGCCUCUCCAGGGCAUUGUAGUGCCUCUGAUCAAUCCUUUCCACCACUUAGUCCAAGUACACUAGAAGAAGAUAGUUUACAAGCGGGAUAUUUUGAUGAUAAGACUAUGGAUAUUGAUAUAAAUCUACCGGAUGUUAGUAAAUCAGAUCAAACUCUAGCCUGGGCCAUGUCGAAUUUAUGCGUUGAUAAUACACCUUUAGAGGUAGAUACUGCUCCAAAUGAGAAGGUAUUGAGUGAAGAGAAAGGGAGGACUUCUGCUUCAUUAGAAACGCUGAGCAAUAAUAAUGGUAACAAUAAUAAUAAUAGUAAUAAAAAUAAAGAGAGAAAUCAGAAGCCCAGUAUAACUAGACACUCACCAGUGCCAAAUUCUCUGCAACGACCUAGUAGAGAACGUAGUCCUGCUCACCUUGUACACAGUAAUCGGAUGAAUAAUCCAAGUGAACUGUCAACUUUUCUCCCGUUUGAGGGUAAUCAACUUUUCAUGCCAAGUGAUACAGAUAAAACACCAGAAACUGUAAAACCAAAACGUAGCAGUUCACUAAAAUCGAGUAGAACUAUAACUGAUGUACCUGUACCCAAAGCAGUACGCUUUGCUGAUGCUUUAGGCCUGGAUCUAGCCACUGAACGACGUGUAUUCGACCCUGAAGCCCCACCGAAAAUACCAGCUUCGGCCACCUUCGAUCUACAGUUGGAUACAGAUGAAUGUAUUGCAAAAAUUGGUGCAAAACAAUUCGGUUUGUGUUUCGCUCAACCGGGAACAGCCUCGAAUUUCAUUCGUCGAGUGUUAACAAGUAAUGUUUGCCUAGAGGAUUGUCAUAUUGAUAUGCAACGGUGUUUACUCACUGGUACAAUUAGAGUGAAAAGCUUUGGUUAUGAAAAAAGAGUAACAGUCCGCAUUACUUAUAAUAAUUGGAUCACAUUUUUCGAUACUACUGCAUCAUAUGUUCAAGGUUCAUAUGAUGGUGUAACGGAUAGAUUUUCAUUUAGCCUAAUUUUUCCUGAUACAAUGGUUCCAGGCGAUAAGGCACAGUUUGCUAUUCGUUAUGAUACGCACACUGGUGAACAGUUUUGGGAUAAUAAUCAUGGUCAAAAUUAUUGUGUAACGUGUUAUGCAAAGGCUACAGAUUUAGCUGGAGAUGGUUCUUGGAUGCAUUAUUUGUAAUUUAUUGAUUCAGGCAAAGAUGGAGGCUUGUUAAAAUCUCACUGCGUUACAUUAUCUCAAUUCUAAUCACCUUAUGACACUUUACAUUCUUUCCACGUACACACAUACCUUCUUCAUAUAUGAACGCAUACAUAAAUUAAAUACACAAACACACCUCCAGUAACAUCUUUCACAGGCUCAGCUACAGUCUGCUUAUAAUUACCUAUGAAAUUUAAGUUGGCUUUGCUAAAUAACCUUUCUUUUAUUGUUAUUACCAUUUUAAACUGCCUUCCAUUAAAAUAAUAAUAAUACUACUCCUUUUCAUAUUAUAGUAGUAAGCACUCACCUAUUAGUCUUUCAUUGGAAUGCUCCCAUUGUUAUUUUUCAUUUCUAAAGUAUAAACCUCUGCAAAUGGUUACCCUAAGAAAUCCUUUGCUUUGUGUUCUUCUGUUCUUCAAAUUUGCCGACCAUUUAUUCAUUCUAUUUAUUAAUUUACACACAUAUGAGUGAUCCUUUUUUCACCGCAUAGAAGAACUCAGUAAUGGGGAAGUGAGGACUGACUGACUGACUGACUGACCAUCUUUGAAACAUUUAAAAACAAGUUUUUCAAGUUUUCUUUACAUCCUGUUUAUUAAAACCAUUAUUAUUGUUAUUAUUAUUAUCAUUAUUGUUACUACUAUUAUUACCAUCAAAUUCUCUUUCUUGCUUCACUGUAAAUAGCAAAAUAUAGAUAGGACAAAAACAAACUUCUGAAAAUUC
Trichobilharzia regenti is the source of this 3304-nucleotide messenger RNA. The record is from the annotation of a GenBank genome assembly. Lineage: Eukaryota; Metazoa; Platyhelminthes; Trematoda; Strigeidida; Schistosomatidae.